Messenger RNA from Phytomonas sp. EM1, 4443 nucleotides. The record is from the annotation of a GenBank genome assembly. NCBI's taxonomy places the organism in Eukaryota, Euglenozoa, Kinetoplastea, Trypanosomatida, Trypanosomatidae.
AUGGACUUUAGACUGAGGUGGCGAACACCGCCUUUGGCGGUAUCUGUUUUCUUUCGUUCAUCCUCUUAUCGACAGCGUGUGACGUAUGGGCACACACGAACCCCGGUUGUGUACUUUGGCUCUAUGAGCGUCCCGCCUCUUCCGCGACAUCCCGCCGAUCUUCCAGAUGCCGCCGAUGGCUUUCAAGAAAAUCCUUUGCCAAGGAAGGCCGCCUCGAGGGAAGGUGGCUUAUCACCGCGCUUCGUAGGCUUUCGAGAAUCUAACGAAGGACGACAGCGAUACUGGAGGUGGCGGGCAUCCCCCUCGUCGACGUGGGAACAACACGCGCCGAUCCAAGCCAACCCUACGAGCCACGAAGAUUGGCGAGAGGCCGCGCUCCAGCUCGGCUCACACGCGCCAGGUCUCCUGUGGGGGCUGCUUCGCAGUGUGGGAUCCCCACCAGCCUCGGGUACCUCCUCAUCUGUGAAACAGGCCGAGUCCUCCCCCUCUUCCUCGUCGGCGUCACGAGUUCCGUUGUAUGAACACAUUGGUCAGCUCCUCCACCAAUUCAAGGUGAACGGUGCGGCUCGUGGAGGGGGGGGGCUGGUUUGGGGCUCGUGGACGGGAUCCUCCGCACGGCCGGCAAGCCCAGCAGCCUCGGAGUAUCGAAGUCGGCGUCAACCCCCUGCGGGACCUUUCGUUUCCGAGCCUCAAACGUGGCAAUUUCUGCGGGCGAUGCGAUUCCUCCAGUUCGCGGGCGGGAAUUCCCCAGAAGAAUUGGGGGAGGAGUUGUGGUGGUGCGUGGGCGAGCUCGUCCGGAGCCCGGAGGCCUCACGGGAGCAGGUGGGGUUGGCGAUGUCGUGGCUUCUCCCCCCUCCCGGCGCGGCGCGGCGAGAGAAGGGGAAGAGGCUGGCGUUGGAGUUGGAGCGCGCGGUGGGAUCUAUUCUUCAGAGCUCGGCGGCGGUGCCGGCGAACGUCGUGGCCAUGGUACGAGCCCUACAAGAGCCACACCAGGAAACCACACCUUCCUGUGGUGGGAGCGCAACCACCGCGUCGAUCGCCACGCGGUGGCAUCCUUUGGUUACCCCUUCCCUCGCUAAGAUGUGCCUGCAACGGCUCCUUAAGAUCCUUCACGAGGAGAAACACUCGUCCGAUGGCGGUGGCGGCGGCCCCCACCGCAACGGGAAAGGGGCAGGGCUAACGGCAGUCACGCUGGGGGAGAUCUUUCGAUGUGUGAUGUGUCGCUUUCCGGCUCCUCUCGAGGGCUCAUCGGACCCCACCGUGGACGGUAUGGAGGUUUCCAGAACGGAGUUGGCGCUGCUUGCCAUGUCAUGCCUUAAAUACGGUGCUCCUUACGCCCAGUUGUGUGCGUUGUACGCCUAUUUUGAGUCCGAAGAUCGGAAUCAACCGGUCCUGACACCACAAGUGAUCACGAAGUUUUUAGCGAACUGCGAAGCACUUUUACCCCCCCCGCUGCUGCUUUCCAUGCCUCUCCCUCGAUCGCAUCAAAGAGAGGCCGCCACUGCGUACGUGGGGCCCCAUGAGGUUCAGUGCCACCUUAAGUAUAUUUUCGCCGAUAACGGCGCGACCGUCUCGAGCGCGAUGGAGGCCCUUGUGAAGCGCCAGGAUGAAUCCGCGGUGGUGGAAAUGGGUCUUGCUCAUGGAUCCUCCGUGCUGUGCGCUCUCGAGGGGGAUCGCGAGGUCCGUCACCUCCAGGAGCGAUUCCCCCCCUCACGGGAAACCGCGUACUCCGUGUACGCCCGCGUGCAGGCCGGGAAGGUAUCCGAGGCGAUCGAGGCCUUGACGUCGCUUGGGGAAAGCCGCCCGGAGGGAUGGGUUCACCUCCCUACGGCCGUCGCCCAGGCCAUUUCUUCCGUGGCGAGGCUCGUCGGGGAAAAGGGAUCGGCGUCCGAUAUGGGCUCCUUAUACCACGCGAUCGUGAACUUCCACAACGCCGGGAUGGUGGUCGGCCGAUUCAUCGAAGACGUCCUCGCCGGCCUGUGCGAUCGGAUCCGCGCGACGUAUCGGAACGCCACGAGCCCGGCGGGCGCGGUGGAGGGUCUUUCCUCGGAGCCCCCCCCGCGGGUGGUGGUGGGGUUGGUGCUCCCUAUGCUUCGCGCCGCCGUCGACUUCAUCGGCGACGACGCGAACAGCGAUACGAUCCUGCAACUUCUCGAGCAGGCCGUGGAGGCGCGGGGCAUGGCGGUGCCGCUCUGCACGGCGCUCAUAGCCUCCCUCAAGGUGGCGCCCAGUCUGGCGAUCCAGGAGCUCUUCCACCGCGUCGACGAGAGUACCCAUGGGGUGCCUUUUCCGCACUACUACACGUUAUGCUACGCGCGGGAUCGUGGGGAUGUCGUGACGGUGGAGCACCUCUGCGCGGUCUGGAAUAUCGAAAGCGCCCCGCUGCUUCAACGUCAGCCACACCUCGGCCUGGCGUACAACCUCUGGCGGUGCGCCGCGUGUGGACGGUCGAAUAGCGAUCGGUAUAACUACUGCGUCUGUUCGGCACUUCGAAAUGGGUUUGUGGUGUGCGCGCGGUGUGGUUAUGGGCAGGACGAGCGAUGGGCCUCCUGUCGGAGCUGUGGGGUGGGCAUGGCGAAGGAAACCAUCGCGGCGGUGGUCCCGCGUAAGGCGUGGGGUUGCCCGCACUGUCGGGCUCACAACCCGGCGCGGCAGGUCCUGGCGUGCUUCCGCUGUGGGAAGCGCUGUGGACCGCUGCUCCAACCCCUCCGGACAGCUCCCUCUGGUGGGGGGAACGGCACCGGGGGGUCCUCGACGGAGCGGAUGGACGCCCAGGCUUGUCGGGAGCGCUUUUGCCGCUGUGUGAACUCCGUCGCGGAGACGCGCUACGCCCAUCGGGUCGGGCAUUGCCCUCGUUGCGGGGUUAUUAAGAUGCCGCAUGCCGCUCAAGACGGCGUGGUGUGGCGCUGCACCGGCUGCAAGCAGAUGUGGAGUUCCCUUCAGCGAUCCUGCCCGCGUUGCCCGCAGGUGGAUUGCCUUCCCGCCGCCGUGCAGGCGAAUCCGAUCGUCGAGGCGUGUGAGGAGCCUCGCGUGGAGACGGGCGGCGUCGCUGCCCUCGCUAUGGUGGAAGCAUCCACCUCAGAGGUGGCGCCCCCACCGCCCGCACAGGAAAUCAGCGACGAUUCGAAAGAAAUUGAGAUCGAAGCCACCCCUAACGCGCUGCCAAGCGGCCCUGAUGCCCCUUCAAACCCCCUUGACGUUAGCGACGAGGUCCUGGAGGCCCCGUGCGACGAGGACCCUCCAAGCGCGGAGGGUGCGUCGUCGUGGAGGCUUUGCGGUUUUUGUGAUUUCCACCUGCCAGGGAACUGCCGUAGUGCGGCGUGCCCUCGUUGUGGCGGCUACGUCGCACUUCCGGCCGCACAGCAAGAGGAAGGCGCCGCAUACGUGCUGCAAACCUUUACCGCGCUGCGAAAGAUGUUAGUAACGAAAAAAGCAGACCCGGUCUUAGGAAAAGACGGGAUCCAAGGUAGCGUUCCCGCGGCGAAUUUGACACUGGCGAUGGGCGCGACGAUCAAACUGAAGCGGGUCGUUCCGACGCUAGAAGCCUUGCUCGAUGACUGGUGCGGAUCCUGCGAGCGUGCGCUUCCCGAAGGUGCCGCCCUCCACGCGGUGCACGCCGAGGUAGAGGCGGAUCUCCGCGCGUUGCUUCAGUUUUUAGAACCACUGCACGCGCAUGCCGCCCUCGCCCGCCGGGCGGCGGCGCUCCUCAAGCGGUACCAGGCCUUUCUCAAUCAGCGAUGCGGGUUGCUCGGGGCGACCUGCUUCCAUCCAGAGGAGGUCUGUCAUGAGUGCCUCGGGGGGCACCCUCCGGAGCUUUGUUUCUAUCGCCGUGAACAGUGGGUUUGUGAGGUCUGUGGGGAGACCGGCGUGAACAAAGGCGUUGGUCGUUACCUCUGCACGCAAUGCCUUACCUUGCGUCCUUGCGUCCAGGGGCUAUUCCCUGCGGAAUGUUGGGAAUGCUUGCAUUGCCGACGCGCUAACAUCAUGUUUGAGUCGUACUGCAUUCACUGCGAUCAUGCACGGCCCUCCUGGGUAACCUCCCGCCUCCCGACCUCGUCCCCGCGCGAUGAUGGUGAAACGGUGGGGGAUGAAAGAGGCAACCAAUCCGCCAUGGAUGACGCCACGAAAGAAUCGAAAGCGACUGUAGGAUCUCAGCCCAUACCCUUCUGCCCAAUCAAAUGCAAGCAGUGUAAUGUGGUAUACAUCGAUCUUCGGUGCCCGCAUUGUAGCAGCCAUCUCUCCGACGCCGCAGCGCAGAGCACCGUUCGGGAAUUCAAGCAACAGGAGCGGCAUUAUCACCAGCCGGAAGUUGUGGUAGCGCCUCGGCCGCAGGAUUGUCUGGGCGCACAUGAGAAUCCAACGCAGCAAAUCUUCCUCUGCAAAGGUUGUUCAACACAUGAUGUAGCUGAUCACGGUAACGUAGAGCCGACGUGUGUGCCUUGA